AUGACAGGAGAGGAUACAUCAGAAAUUGCAGCCCUGGGGAGACUAUUCCAUUUGGGAAUGCUCUAUGAUAGCCGAAAGGAUGCACUAGUACCAGGAAUCACACUUUGGGAUCAUGAACAACUAAGGCACAACACAGAUGUUCGUUCUCAGCAUAAUACAGAAUUCAAAGUCACAAAGGAGGACUCCAUUGAAGAAACACUAUUUAGCAGUCUAAAGGUUGAUGAUGCUCUCAAAUUGACUAUUUUGGGUAGACUAAUUGAUUUAAAUGGAGUUGCCAAAUAUUUUAGGGACAAAAAAGAAUCUUUUAGACAAAAGAGGUUGACACUUCACUAUGCUUCAAACACCAAGUUUGCACAGUUGACAAUGGAUCAUUUGGGAAGAUUGGCUCACCCUGAUGUCUUAAUACACCCUGAUGACAAUAAUACAGCAACACAUGUGGUUACAGCAGUGCUAUAUGAAGCUAAAACAUACUUUGUGUUUGAUAGACAGGUUUCUUCAGAUGAGAAGAAUGUAAAUGGGGAGAUAAAGAUUGCACUUGAUAAACUGAAGGGUGUUCCUGCAGGUUUUCUGCAGAUAACACUAAGCAUUGGUCCAAAUAAAAAGGAGGCACUAGAAAAAUGUAAUUGUACAUUUUAUGGUGAUUUCAAGUUGUCCUCUAACCCAAACACUUUUGAAGAAGCCAUAAAGGUUUACACAGAUCUUGCCAAAAUUCUUGGAGAGAAUGCAGAAUAUGCAGUCCCUCUCAAAGUGUGGCUUUAG
Messenger RNA from Electrophorus electricus (electric eel), 759 nucleotides. NCBI's taxonomy places the organism in Eukaryota, Metazoa, Chordata, Actinopteri, Gymnotiformes, Gymnotidae. The record is from RefSeq and is a predicted model, not a curated record.